AUGAGUCGAACUAAUUGGUUUAACGUGAUACCUCUCGAAAUUUUUGAUAUGAUCGUAAAAGAUCAUUUUAUUACAGUAUUUUUCGAUCGCAAGUGUAUCUUGGAUUUUGACCCGUUCCAAGUAUUUUUAAAAGUAUCUGUAAUAGAUACCUUUUUUCGUGAGAGAUUUUUAUUCUUACUUCAAGAGGCUUUUGAAGCAUCAGAAUGGAAAAAAGAAGGAUAUUUAAUGAUCGAGAAUGACAUGGGCAAAUUUGAAGAUAUUUAUGUGAAUUUUUGGACCGUAUUUAUACGUUGGGUGAAAUUUCAAAAUAAUUAUGUUGAAUUUUCGAUGAUUGGACCUAAUAAAUAUUUUACGAGAGACAUUAAUAUCUUUUUUAAAGAAGUGGAAGAUCGAAUUUAUUCAAAUAUUGAAAAUAUUAUGCAAAGGAUAAAGAAAUGUAAAUUUGCAAGUGGAAAUAAAGAAGUUUGCAAUUUAAGAGGGGGUUGGUAUGCGAAUAUUAGAAAUACUAUGUACAGGAUAAUGGUAGGUAGAUUUUCAGGCGGAAUUGAUGAUGUUUGCAAUUCAAGAGGUGGUUGUUUUUAUGAAUUUAAAAUGUGUCUUUGGAGUCUUGAGUAUAUUUAUGAUGAUGAGAAUGAAACAUGUUUAUAUUUUAAAGAAUUUCAUAGGUUAUUAAAAGAAGCGAAUUCGUAUCAGCAGAUCAGUAAGUUGAUCGAUUUGAUCGAUGAAACUUUGAACUCUUACGGAGAUUAUAGGUUUAAUGUUAGAAAGGAGAUUAAAAAAAAAAUAUUUUAA
Messenger RNA from Dentiscutata heterogama, 792 nucleotides. The record is from the annotation of a GenBank genome assembly. Lineage: Eukaryota; Fungi; Glomeromycota; Glomeromycetes; Diversisporales; Gigasporaceae.